Messenger RNA from Drosophila eugracilis, 797 nucleotides. RefSeq lists its product as uncharacterized. The coding region runs from base 301 to 732 and encodes 143 amino acids. The record is from RefSeq and is a predicted model, not a curated record. NCBI's taxonomy places the organism in Eukaryota, Metazoa, Arthropoda, Insecta, Diptera, Drosophilidae. The transcript is spliced from 2 exons.
UAUCUAUUUUGCUCUUGUUAUCAGUAUAUAUUGCAUCUUUUAGAUGUGUAUAUUUUAUAUUAAUGCCUAAAAAUGCGUAACCUUUAUUCUAUUAACAUUCCAUUUACAAAUUAAAGCUUUAAAGUUAUAGGGUAAAAUUAGGAGAUUAUCCCCGAAGUUCGGUACUUUCCAGAAACUUUGGACAUCGAGGAGAUAGGUUUGCACUCUCAUUUAUCAGUGUCGUUUAAACACACCUGCUGCACACACCCAUCAUGGAGGAUUGGGAUCUCGGAAACUCGUUGGGUAACUCAGAUCUUCCCCAUGAGUAUAUUUACGACCACGAUGAUCGAUAUGAGCCGGCCAGUAAGACAAAAGUUACAAAACAUUCGCCCUUCAAAGGCGGAAGGUUUUGAUGCCAGAAGUAAGACUAAACAACGCAAAAGUUCGGGAUGCAUUCCCCCGUAUCCGCAUUCUUCUCGCCUAAAAAACGGCUCUCGUGUUUAUGAAUAUAUUAAGCCAAGAGAACAAGACUGCCGAGCGAAGUUAUGGAGAGAGGCUUACGAGAUUCUCCAGCCGGAGCAUAAGAAGCCAGCCAUUGCCAAGGAGCUGAAGGGCAAGGAGGGUGUAAAAACACUGAUACAUCCGUGUUUGCAUAAGGUCAAAGGUCACAUCGAGCCGGAAACAAAUAACAACUGCCCGCAGUGUUGGAGGGCAAUCCUUUCUGUCAAAGUUUUCAAGGACACAGCAGGCUAAUGCAUAGAAAAUGCAAACUGUGUAUAUAAACAUAAAAUAUAUACAUACAUAUGUAUGGAAAAGUG